Molecule: messenger RNA, 963 nt
Organism: Cooperia oncophora
Lineage: Eukaryota; Metazoa; Nematoda; Chromadorea; Rhabditida; Trichostrongylidae
Source: the annotation of a GenBank genome assembly
AUGAAACUGGAUUGGCUCACCCAAAAGGUCUACUUUACCACAGGACGCGCUGGAAAAGUCAUGUCAGUUGACUCACAAGGAGAACAUCUCAGUACGAUCGCCUCCGGUGAUUGGACCUACGCAUUGGCACUGGAUCCUUGCAGUGGUUUGAUCUUCUGGAGUGACAGUGGCUACAAGGCAUCGGGAGGUCUCUAUGAGCCUCGCAUUGAGCGUUCCAACAUGGCUGGAGGAAAUCGUAAGGUUAUCGUCAGAGAGAGUGUCUCACUUCCGGCGGCUAUUGCGGUAGACUUCAGGAAUCUGAGAAUCUACUGGGCCGAUGUGAUUGGAGCAGGUUAUCGCGCUAAAUCGCUGGACAUUUGGGAUGAAUGGUUGUAUUUGAGCGAUCCAUUGAGCAACGGUGUAUUCCGACUGAACAAGGAUUCCGGUGGCGUUAUAGAACCGGUUGUCAGCGAUCGCAGGGUACCAGGAACGUUGAGGGUUUUCGCCUCUGAGAACGAUGUCCGAACCAGGAACCAAAUUUGCAAUGCCAUAACUGCUUCUCUCUGUAAGACUGACAAUGGAGGUUGUGACCAGAUUUGCAAUGUGAUCGCUGACGAGAUCGGUCUUGCUGCCAGUAAGGUGCAGUGCUCCUGCAACGACACCUAUGAACUGGUACAAGAACCCGGAAAGGACACACCCACCCAGUGUGUUUUGCGAACGGGAAUGGACUCAUCUGGAGUGGUGAAAGAAUGCCUCCCACCUUACAACUUCCAAUGCGGUGAUGGAGCUUGUGUUGCUCUGGGUGUCACGUGUAACGGCAAGGCAGACUGCGCAGAUGCGUCCGAUGAGAAUCCGAACUACUGCAACACCAGAUCGUGUCCAGAGAACUACUUCCUGUGCACCAACCGGCGUUGCAUUGACGAGGCGAAACGGUGCGUUUUCUCGUCUAAAUCCUCCAUUCAUUCCAUUUCCAGUUUCAAUUGA